AAUCAAGCAGGAGAGACCAGCCUCCCCUGUACCCAGCUGUGUGUCCAUGAAGAGUGACCGGUCUAUGGAUCAACCUAUGACGUUUAGAGAGGGAGACUUUUCUACUGAACAAAGAAUCUCCAACCAAACUCAGUCUCUCCAGAGAUCAGUCUCUCCAGUUGCCAGUCAUCUGUCCAUGAAGAGUGACUUCUCUAUGGAACGUCCUAUACAUUUUAGUAAUGGAUCAGGGACCUUUGACCCCAGUGGAUGGUCUACUCUGCCAGAGGAUCAGUCCAGGUGUGCAGUGUGUCAGCAGGUUCUGAGGGAUCCAGUCUCUAUCACCUGUGGACACAGGUUCUGCAGACAGUGCAUCACCAGAUACUGGGAGAAACCUGCUCCUUCAGGAGACUAUGACUGUCCUCAGUGUAGAAAGAGAUCCAGGACACGUCCUCUACUACAGCACCUGAGUGAACCCAAUGAAGCAAGAGGCUCUGUAAACCAUAAAGACAGUCUGCAGAGAGCUGUAGUAAACCAUAAAGACAGUCUGCAGAGAGCUGUAGUAAACCAUAAAGACAGCCUGCAGAGAGCUGUAGUAAACCAUAAAGACAGCCCGCAGAGAGCUGUAGUAAACCAUAAAGACAGUCUGCAGAGAGCUGUAGUAAACCAUAAAGACAGUCUGAAAGGGAGGUAUGAAUGUGUGAUAGAAGGCAUGGAAAAAGCAGGGCAUCAAACUCCCCUCAACAGGAUUUACACAGAGCUCUACAUCACAGAAGGAGAGAGUGAAGGGGUUAACAAUGAACAUGAGGUGUGGCAGCUGGAGACGGCAUCCAGGACACCAACCUCACAUGACACAGCAAUCCACUGCAAUGACAUCUUUAAACCCUUACCUGGCCAAGAGAGAAGCAUCAGAACUGUGCUGACCAAGGGCAUCGCUGGCAUCGGAAAAACUGUCUCUGUGCAGAAGUUCAUCCUAGACUGGGCUGAAGGGAAGGCAAACCAAGAUGUGGACAUCAUAUUUGUGCUUCCUUUCCGGGAGCUGAACUUGAUCAAAGAUCUCCAGUACAGUCUUCUCAGACUUUUAAAUGACUUCCACACAGAACUAGACAUAGGCAAUGCAGAGAAACUCACUGCCUGUAAAGCUAUGUUCAUCUUUGAUGGUUUGGAUGAAAGCAGACUUCCAUUGGAUUUCCAGCACAAUGAAAAGGUGUCUGAUGUCACCCAGACAUCAUCUGUUGAUGUUCUGCUGACAAACCUCAUCAAGGGGAAUCUGCUUCCCUCUGCUCUCCUAUGGAUAACCUCCCGACCAGCAGCAACCAAUCAGAUCCCCCCUAAGUGUGUUGACCAGGUGACAGAGGUACGAGGGUUCAGUGACCCACAGAAGGAGGAGUACUUCAGGAAGAGAUUCAGUGAUGAGGACCUGGCCAGCAGUAUCAUCUCACACAUAAAGAAAUCAAGGAGCCUCCACAUCAUGUGCCACAUGCCAGUGUUCUGUUGGAUUUCAGCAAUAGUCCUUGAACACAUGUUGAGUACAGACAAGAGGAGAGAGAUGCCCACGACUCUGUCUGAGAUGUCUAUACACUUCCUGCUCAUUCAGACUAGCUUGAAGAACCAGAAGUAUCAUGGAAGAGAUGAGAUGGAUCAAGAGGAGCUCAUGGAGUCAGAUAAGGAAAUUAUUCUGAAGCUGGGGAAGCUGGCGUUUGAAAAUCUGGAGAAGGGUAAUCUCAUGUUCUAUGAAGAAGACCUGAAAGAGUGUGGCCUUGAUGUCAAUGAAGCCUCAGUGUACUCAGGAGUGUGCACACAAAUCUUUAAAGAAGAGUCUGUGUUAUUUCAGAGAGUGGUGUACUGCUUUGUUCAUCUGAGCAUUCAGGAGUUUCUCUCGGCUGUCUACAUGUACCACUGUUACACAACCAAGAACAUGGAUGAACUGAAGCCCUUCCUCAAGAGAAAGUCUAGAGCCGCGUCUGAAGAGCUAACCUUGGAUGAGCUGCUGAAGAGGACCGUGGAUAAAGCCUUGGAGAGUAAGAAUGGACACCUGGACCUUUUUGUCCGCUUCCUUCAUGGCAUGUCACUGGAGUCCAAUCAGAAACUCCUACGAGGUCUGGUGACACAGACAGGAAGCAGUCCAGAGAGCGUCCAGAAAACGAUCCGAUCCCUUAAGGUGAUGCAGAGGAAGAACAUCUCCCCUGAGAGGUGCAUCAAUCUCUUCCACUGUCUGAUAGAGAUGAAAGACCAUUCAGUACAGGAGGAAAUCCAAGAGUACUUGAGGUCAGAGAACAGAUCCAAAAACCUCUCCCUUGCUCAGUGUUCAGCGCUGGCCUACAUGCUGCAGAUAUCAGAGGAGGUUCUGGAGGUGUUUAACCUGAAGGAAUACAAGACAUCAGAGGAGGGUCGUAGGAGACUGCUCCCAGCUGUGAGAGGCUGCAGGAAAGCUCUGUAA
Molecule: messenger RNA, 2416 nt
Organism: Salvelinus namaycush (lake trout)
Lineage: Eukaryota; Metazoa; Chordata; Actinopteri; Salmoniformes; Salmonidae
Product: NLR family CARD domain-containing protein 3-like
Exons: 3
Coding region: 47-2416 (789 amino acids)
Source: RefSeq, a predicted model, not a curated record